CUGAGCGCAGUCACAGUGCUGUCCUGAACCUAGCGGUAGGCCCAUGGAGCCUGGGGCCACAGGCCACAGAGGACAAGGGCCAGACACCCCGGCCAUGGCUCUGGGCCAUUGAUCCAGCGCUAGCUGGCCAGGUGGGGGUGGGGAGGCCUUGGCCUGGACAAACAGAGGCUGUGAGGUCUGCGUGCAGGCCCGGCGCCCACUUGCCAAUCCCAAAGGUAAGCGGGGGCCUCCAGGACAGGGGACCAGCUCUAUGAGUGACCCGGGGACAGUGUCCACUCUGAGAGCUGGGCCUGGCUUCCUGGAAUUUGAGCCGUCGGCCCUGCUCUGAGGCCAGGUCUGCAGGGCCUCAUCGGCCAGGGAGUGACCAGGAUGCCCGUGGCUGAGGCCCCCCAGGCGGCUGGUGGGCAGGGCGACGGAGGAGAUGGCGAGGAGGCAGAGCCGGAGGGGAUGUUCAAGGCCUCCGAGAACGCCAAGAGAAAAGUCCGGGGCUACCUCCGCCUGGCGCCGCUGUGGCUGGCCCUGGUCGUGCUGGCUUCAGGGGGGUUCCUGCUCUGGUAUUUUCUAGGGUACCAAGCAGAGGCGACCGUCAGCCAGGUGUACUCAGGCAGCCUCCGUGUGCUCAACCGCCACUUCUCCCAGGACCUUGCCCAGCGGGAGUCCAGCGCCUUCCGCAGUGAAACCGCCAAAGCCCAGGAGAUGCUCAAGGCCCUCAUCACCAGCACCCGCCUGGGCGCUUACUACAACUCCAGCUCCAUCUACUCCUUUGGGGAGGGGCCUCUCACCUGCUUCUUCUGGUUCAUCCUCCAAAUCCCUGAGCACCGCCAGCCGAUGCUGAGCCCCGACAUGGUGCGGGCACUGCUGGUGGAGGAGCUGCUAUCCACAGCCAACGGCUCGGCACCCGCUCCCUACAGGGCAGAGUACGAGGUGGACCCCGAGGGCCUGGUGAUCCUGGAAGCCAGUGUAAAAGACAUACUUAUGCUGAAUUCCACGCUGGGCUGCUACCGCUACAGCUACGUGGACCGGGGCCAGACCCUCCCGCUGAAGGGGCCCGACUACCUGGCCUCCAGCUGCCUGUGGCACCUGCAGGGCCCUGAGGACCUCAUGCUCAAGCUCAGGCUCGAGUGGACGCUGGCCGACUGCCGGGACCGGCUGGCCAUGUACGACACGGCGGGGCCCCUGGAAAGGAGGCUCAUUACCUCGGUCUACGGCUGCAGCCGCCAGGAGCCGGUGGUGGAGGUGCUGGCGUCGGGCGCCGUCAUGGCGGUGGUCUGGAAGAAGGGCCUGCACAGCUACUACGACCCCUUCGUGCUCUCCGUGCAGUCCGUGGCCUUCCAGGACUGCGAGGUGAACUUGACCCUGGAGAGCCAGCUGGAGGCCCGGGGCGUCCUCAGCACACCGUACUUCCCCAGCUACUACUCGCCCAGCACCCACUGCUCCUGGCACCUCAUGGUGCCCUCCCUCGACUACGGCCUGGCCCUCUGGUUUGACGCCUAUGCACUGCGGAGGCAGAAAUACGACCUGCCGUGCACCCAGGGCCAGUGGAUGAUCCAGAACCGGAGGCUGUGUGGCCUGCGCACGCUGCAGCCCUACGCCGAGAGGAUCCCCGUGGUGGCCAGCACCGGCAUCACCAUCAACUUCACCUCCCAGGUCUCCCUCACCGGGCCCGGCGUGCAGGUGCACUACGGCCUGUACAACCAGUCGGAUCCGUGCCCUGGAGAGUUCCUCUGCUCUGUGAACGGACUCUGCGUGCCCGCCUGCGAUGGGGUCAAGGACUGCCCCAACGGCCUGGACGAGAGAAAUUGCGUUUGCAGAGCCACAUUCCAGUGCCAAGAGGACAGCACGUGCGUCCCCCUGUCCAGGGUCUGCGAUGGGCAGCUGGACUGUCUCAACGGAAGUGAUGAAGAGCAGUGCCAGGAAGGGGUGCCCUGCGGGACGUUCACCUUCCAGUGUGAGGACCGCAGCUGCGUCAAGAAGCCCAACCCGCAGUGUGACGGGAGGCCCGACUGCAGCGAUGGCUCUGAUGAGCAGCACUGUGACUGUGGCCUCCAGGGUCCCUCUGGCCGCAUUGUGGGCGGGGCCGUGUCCUCAGAGGGUGAGUGGCCAUGGCAGGCCAGCCUCCAGGUCCGGGGCCGACACAUCUGUGGGGGGGCCCUCAUCGCUGACCGCUGGGUGAUAACAGCUGCCCACUGCUUCCAGGAGGACAGCAUGGCCUCCCCGGCACUGUGGACGGUGUUCCUGGGCAAGGUGUGGCAGAGCUCACGCUGGCCGGGCGAGGUGUCCUUCAAGGUGAGCCGCCUGCUCCUGCACCCGUACCACGAGGAGGACAGCCACGACUACGACGUGGCCCUGCUGCAGCUGGACCACCCCGUGGUGCGCUCCUCCGCCGUCCGCCCCGUCUGCCUGCCGGCGCGCUCCCACUUCUUUGAGCCGGGCCUGCACUGCUGGAUCACGGGCUGGGGCGCCCUACGAGAGUGGGGCCCCAUCAGCAACGGCCUGCAGAAGGUGGACGUGCAGCUGAUCACGCAGGACCUGUGCAGUGAGGCCUACCGCUACCAGGUGACGCCCCGCAUGCUGUGUGCCGGCUACCACAAGGGCAAGAAGGACGCCUGCCAGGGCGACUCGGGCGGCCCACUGGUGUGCAGGGAGCCCAGUGGCCGCUGGUUCCUGGCGGGGCUGGUCAGCUGGGGCCUGGGCUGCGGCCGGCCCAACUACUUUGGCGUCUACACCCGCAUCACAGGUGUGAUUGGCUGGAUCCAGCAGGUGCUGCUGACCUGAGGAGCUGCCCCCUGCAGAGCUCAGGGCACCCAUCAGGCGGGGAACAAGUAUUCUGGGGCAGCGGGGCCCUGUGGGAGCCAGAGUGGCAUCUUGUCCCCCAGCCUGCUCCCUGGCAUCCCCCCAGGGGGCACAUGCAGGGAGGAGGGCCCGCAGCUGGUCGAUACUUUCCCAGUAAGCCUGGCAUGGUCACCAGGCUCCCGAUUCUCUCUCCCUGCCCUGUCCCCCCUGCUAACUCGGGGGGGACUGCUCCGCAGUGAGGAUCUGGCUUCCAGGUCCCAGAAGGAGUGUCUGAGCCCCUCACCCCACCCCCACCCCCAGUGCAGCAGCUGCUUGGGAGCACCCACUCCAGAGAGCAGAUUCCAGGCUGUGACAUCCCUGACCUAACUUGAGAGGUGGGGGUGGGAGGUGCCCCCAAGGAGGGGCCCUCAUAGCGGAGACAGCCAAGCAGGCCAGCUGCCACUGUGAGCCAAAGGGGGGUGGAGCCUGGACCACACCCUCCCUGCCCCUGGGCCUCUACUGCCCACUCGGCUGGCCUGGCCUGGAGGUGAGCUCAGCUGCCUGGAAUAAAAUCUCUGACCCAAGGCCCUGUUCUGAGAUUGAAUGGGGCCCUAGGCACCG
Messenger RNA from Myotis daubentonii (Daubenton's bat), 3393 nucleotides. It is a transcript of the gene TMPRSS6, whose product is annotated as transmembrane serine protease 6. Gene Ontology annotation, molecular function: serine-type endopeptidase activity; protein binding. Gene Ontology annotation, biological process: proteolysis. NCBI's taxonomy places the organism in Eukaryota, Metazoa, Chordata, Mammalia, Chiroptera, Vespertilionidae. The record is from RefSeq and is a predicted model, not a curated record.